Molecule: messenger RNA, 1443 nt
Organism: Ctenocephalides felis (cat flea)
Lineage: Eukaryota; Metazoa; Arthropoda; Insecta; Siphonaptera; Pulicidae
Product: islet cell autoantigen 1-like protein
Exons: 5
Coding region: 51-1385 (444 amino acids)
Biological process (GO): regulation of transport
Cellular component (GO): Golgi apparatus
Molecular function (GO): protein domain specific binding
Source: RefSeq, a predicted model, not a curated record
UGUUGUGAUAUUUAUUUUUAUAAAUUGUAAACAAAACAAAUCCUUCUAAAAUGUCCUUAAUGGAUAUGCAGCAUCAAUAUUGGGUGACCAAACAGACCGUCCUUCGUAAACUCGGCGGCAAAGAAGAUGAAUGCAUCGUCGCAUCAGACGCUGAAUUGGACGCAAAAUUAGAACUAUUUCGUUCAAUCGCCGAGAGCUGCUCGGUUUUACAAAGAGUACUUGAACAAUACCAGGAAAGGCUAUGUGUUCUAGCCCAGGAAGAGAAUUCUUUAGGGUAUUUUCUGAAAGAAGCCUCCAAAAGUCAUGAGAGUGUCGGGAAGCAUAUGUCUUCAUCAGGUAAAGCUUUAUGUUACCAAGGCCAGCAAAGGAUGCAACUGAGGGAUCCCCUCAUGAGAUUGCAUCAAGAAGUCGAUACCUUUAAAGCAAGAGCUGUCCAGGAUACUCGGAGUACUCUAGGUGCUAUGGAGAGGGCGAGAACUGAAUACAGGGCUGAUUUGAAAUGGAUGAAAGCUGUUAGUGCUCAACUAGAUCCUGAUACUGGACGUGGACUGGAAAAAUUUCGAAAGGCUCAGAAUCAAACCAGACAAUCCAAGAUCCGUUUUGACCGCCUGACUCUAGAUUGUUUAGAAAAAGUAGAUCUGCUUGCAGCAGCUCGCUGCAAUAUGUUCUCUCACGCCCUGAUACCCUAUCAAUCAUCUCUACUCACUUUUUUCUCAAAGUGCUCACAAACCUUACAUUCUGCAUUGAUAAGUUUGAAUUCAGAACCAAAAUAUGAUUUUUGUGUUUUGAAAGAAUUAAAAGAAACACCGGAGGAGACUGAAAUUGAGGAAAAGAGCGAUGAGAAGGAGAAAUUUGCUGAUGAUGAUCAGUUGCUGUUUUUCCAGGACGAAUACACAGAUGAAGUCAAAAACGAAACACCAAACAAUGGCAACAUAAAACAAUCUGAAAACCUUAUUAAUGAAAACUGCUUUUCGAAACAAGCUGAAGAUCUAUUGGGCAUCACAUCUGAUAUAAUUAACACAUCAAAUGAGACAAGUAUAAACUUUGAUUUACUUGGACUACUAGAAGGAAAACAAGAAGACCAAAAGUUACAACAUGAUAACAUGACUACUGAUUUUUUUGAGAGUCUACUAUCCACCAGUCCAGGAAAUCUCAUGGAUCCACCAAAUUCCGCCUCAGAUGAGUUGAAUGAUGAUAUUCUUUCUCGAAUUUUGUCCAAUUCAUCAAAUGCACCAAAUCAAUCAUCAGCAAAAUCCACAAAGCAUGAUCAAAAUAAACAGAAGACUUCUUCUAUGUCAAACUGGUUGAAACUGUUCUCGGAUUUGGAUCCUUUGUCCAAUCCAGACUCUUUAAUGGAAUCUUCAGAGUGCAGCCAUCGGACUUGAUGAGAAGGAUCACCUGAUUAUAAUUUGAAGAUAGAAAAUGUUAUUAAUAUUGAUUUUG